AUGAGACCUGCUGGACCGUCGAGAUCAGCUGCUGCAUGGCCCUUGGCAGCAAUCUGUUGUUUAGGUUUACUUUUAUUUACAAUUGCUGCAGCGAUUGUAAUCGCUUUAAUUCCGGUAUAUCUUCCAACAAAAAAUGCAUCAGCUUCACAAAACGUUUUGACUUCUAAUACACCAUUCUAUCUUCAAACUACUUCGGAUGCAGAUGAUGACUCAAAUCUAGCAGGCACUGGAACAAAUACUGACGAUAUUGCUAACAGUUUAGGUAUAUCUGGUGAUGAUAUAAAAGUUACCGGGAUUACUACUGCACCUGGAGGAUCUGUGGUGAGACGAAAACGUGGCUUCAAUUCACGUACAAAACGAAGUUUCUCAAUACUAAUUCUUAUAACAUGCCAAUUUACAAAAGCAUUCAAAGAUUGUAAUGCACAUUGUAUGAAUGCAAGAAAACAAUUCCAAGCCAAUGUAUUAAAAAUUACUAGCCUUCCCAUAAAACUUGCAGUUAAUCCUGGCAGUGCUGGUCUUGGUACUGCAGGUACAUAUGGUUAUACGUGUAAAAAAUUUACAUUUCUAACAACAAAACCAUCUGGUUUCCCCGGACCGCCACCAUCAAACACAUUUACCUGUAUAAAAUCAGGUCUAUUCACCGAUGCAUCGAUCUGGGAUAACGGAAUAGUUCCAUAUGGUGCUUGCAAUGUUGUUAUUCCUGCUGGUUUUCAUGUGGUUCUUGCAACUCCUGGAAUUGGUAUUCGAAUGAUAUCGUUGGUUGUAUAUGGUACAUUAAGUUUGGGUUCAGGCAGUUCAACUUUUAAAUUUAACUUUGGAAUUAAUCUUGUUUGUCGUGAUGGUGGAAAAAUUGAAGAUUUAACAACAAACAAACAAUUUCUUCUACCUUUCGGUUCGGUAGUUACUAUAUAUCCUAAUGGCGGUUUUGUUGCAGCUGGAACUACUCUUCAAUCAUAUACUUCAACAGGUAGUCUAGCAAAAAGUGUUACAAUAAGUUCAACAACUGGUCCAUUUACUUGUGGUAUCUUACCCGAUGGAACUACUCUUACGUAUAAUCAAGUAAUGUUUUUUGUUAUAAAAUCUGGUGAUAUUGGAACAGGAUCAUGUUAUCUUGGUGGUUCUGCACCAACAGGUCCAGCUUGCGCAUCGUCUGGUUGUGGUAUUUAUGUUGCACCAAGUUGUACAUUAACUACAGCUUCAUUGAGUGGUCAAUUGAGCAUAAAUAUUGGUACUAUAAUCGUUAACUCAGGAUCUACUUGUGAUCUAGGAACAGGUGGUUCAAGUAGUCAAUUUAAAUGUAUCAAUCCAAUUAGCAUCAUUGUACGAAGUGGUGGAACACUCCAAGUUUCAGCAACAAGCAAAACUUUACUUCUUCCGUUAGGUUCCAUGGUUACUAUAUAUAAAGGUGGAAGUUGUACGGCAGGAACUGUUAUUCAAUCAUAUACUUCAUCAGGUUUAGGAGGUACUAUUCAAGUACCCAACGCUGGACCAUUUACUGGUGCAUUUUUAUCUGACGGAACUGUUCUUCAGUAUAAUGAAGUAACAUUCAUUGCUAUAAACUCUGGUGAUAUUCAAUCAGGAUCAUGCUAUAUGGGUGGUUUUGCCCCAAAUGUUGCAGACUGUAGUUCUGGUUGUGGUAUUUAUAUUGCAAAAGGUGUAACAUUAUCAACAGCCAGUCUUAACGGUGUACUGAAUAUAGAUAUUGAUACAUUCACUGUAGCUUUCGGAGCUACUCUUCAAAUUGGCACACCUGGUUCAACUGCUGGAUUUAAAUUUCUCUUUCCUGUCAUACUUGACAUAUCUGGUACAUUCUCAUUUGUUGCUGCUGGCGGUGGAAUCUUUUUAGUUGUUGGUAGUGAGUUCAAUCUUCUAGCUGGUGGUUCAUUUAUUAGUGCCGUCGCAACAUUUCUUCAAGUCUAUGAUCCAGUUAGCGGCGCUCUUAUUGGUGUCGCAUUAGCAUUAGUUUCAGGUCAGACAGGACCGUGGUUUGUUACUGUUUUAGCUGGCGGUGGUUUUACAAUAAGCAUUAUAGGUGCGGGUUUAACUGGUGUAUCAUCUACUGUCCCGGUACCAACUGUUGCAAUGGGUUAA
Molecule: messenger RNA, 2091 nt
Organism: Adineta steineri
Lineage: Eukaryota; Metazoa; Rotifera; Eurotatoria; Adinetida; Adinetidae
Source: the annotation of a GenBank genome assembly